This is a messenger RNA of Plasmodium gonderi, 630 nucleotides long. RefSeq lists its product as hypothetical. The record is from RefSeq and is a predicted model, not a curated record. Bases 1 to 630 code for a protein of 209 amino acids. The transcript has a single exon. NCBI's taxonomy places the organism in Eukaryota, Apicomplexa, Aconoidasida, Haemosporida, Plasmodiidae.
AUGAAGGACAUUGCCUUUUUCUUUUUACCUGCGGGUAUAGGGUUAUCAUUUUUGCUUCUAAGCGGUGUGGCUCUGUUUCAACGUAUGGCCAUAUCUAUACAAAAAAGAAGUAUCAAUUUCCAGAUUCACAAAUAUCAAAUAAACGUGUGCGUGUCAUCUCUAAUUUCUUUUUAUGCCUUGUUAAGAUUGGCAUUUACAAUUUUUGAGUUGAACAAUUACGAUAAUGAAAAGGCCAAUUUAGAAUUCUCCAGUCCUAUACACAAUGUGAUGAACAGAACAUAUUUUAAAAAAAUAAGACUGCAGAGAAACUUUUGGAUUUUAUUACUCUGUUCAAUAGCGUGGAUAUUUUACAUUCGUUUUACUCAUUUACUUUUAUAUUAUCGAGAGAAAAUAAAAAAAAGUGAUGAAGAAUAUGAACAAAUUAUGGAACUCAAGGGAAUUCACAACAAAUGUACGACCGAACUAAUACAUGACGAAGUAGAUGAGAUAAAGUAUUCUAACCGUUUAGAAGAUGAAGACAUAGUCUCAGACAGUGAUGCAACAACUGAUGAGAAUGCAAAUUCGCAGGAAAAAAUUUCAGAGCUCAAGGAUGAGCAGAAGAAAAAUCUCAAUAUUCGACAAAGGCGCUGA